AUGUUUAUGGGUUCGUUACCUACUUUUACAGGUGAUGCCACACUGUGGUUUUCACAGUUAGAGGCACAAUUUCGUGCACAAAGUAUUACUCCCGAGCAGCAGUUGGAAAUCCUUUAUGGUUGCAUGCCGCCGCAACUGGCAUCUUCAGCAAGGGACCUUAUUACAGACCCUAGUCCAGGCGCUACUUAUGCGUCUGUUAGAUUAGAGGUUGAAAAAAGAAAUACACGAAGCGAGGAAAGUCGUUUCAAUGAGUUAAUGGCAGAUGAGCAACUAGGGGACAGAACUCCGUCAGAAUUUUUACGAAGACUGAGGGAGUUAAGUGGUAAUGCAUCAGAUGCCCCCCUCCUUCGGAAGAUUUUUUUCUCGAGGUUGCCCGCCUAUAUACAGACCGUUUUGGCAACCGGCUUAGAGACAAAUACAGUGGACCAAAUAGCGACGAUGGCUGAUAAGAUGGUUGAAUUUGCCGUUCAACCAUCGUCACGGUCUGCUUGUGCCUGUUCACAGACCUCUUCGGCCUCAAUUGAGGGGCUUUCUAAACUAAUAGAAACCCUCACUAAAAGGAUGGACGCGAUGUGUCGCGAUGGUAAGCGAUCUUCAAAAUCGCGAAGUCGCAGUCGUUCAUCCUCGAGAUCAAAACAGUCUAAGUCUGGACUGUAUCUAGUGUCGAAGAAAAACUUCAUGGUAGACACUGGUUCUUGUUGCAGUAUUUGGCCUCUGCGUUGCACAACAGACAGGCCAAAGCGAUCUAACGUCAUCUUGCACGCUAUUGACUCGUCACCAAUAGCCACAUUCGGUCAGAUGUCGUUGCGCCUUGAUAUUGGUCUUCGACGAGACUUUCGAUGGGUUUUUGUCAUUGCCGACAUUCCGCAUCCUAUUUUAGGUGCGGAUUUUCUGGAUAAAUUUGAUUUGUUGGUAGAUGUCAGACGUCGGAGGGUGGCUAAGCCAUUGCAUUCGACACGACACUUUAUAACAACAACUGGACCUCCUGUUUUUUCACGUCCAAGGCAUCUUGCACCUGAUCGACUUAAAACUGCUAGGGCUGAGUUUGAGCACAUGCUUCAGCUCGGUCUGAUACGCCCCUCCACCAGUCCAUGGGCAUCUCCCCUUCAUUUAGUAAGAAAAGGGGAUACAGAUUUUCGCCCGGUGGGAGAUUAUCGGCGUCUAAAUUCGGUGACGAUUCCAGACAAAUAUCCCAUAAGGAUUUUAAACGAUUUUUCGGCAAAUUUACAUGGCUGUACUAUUUUUUCUAAGGUUGACCUGAUACGUGCCUACCAUCAAAUACCGGUCAACUCAGACGAUAUUCCUAAAACAGCAAUUACUACUCCUUUUGGCUGUUUCGAAUUUUUAUUUAUGAGUUUUGGUUUGAGGAAUGCCACUAGUACUUUCCAACGGUUUAUAGAUGAAGUUGUUCGCGGACUGGAUUUUGUGUUCGCGUAUGUCGAUGAUAUUCUAAUCGCAAGUGAUACGCAUGAAAAUCAUCUCCUGCACUUGUCUCAGCUUUUUCAGCGUCUUCGCGACUAUGGUGUUCGCAUUAAUCCAGACAAGUGUGUUUUUGGGCAACCAUCUCUUAAUUUUCUCGGUCAUUAUAUUGACUUGAGAGGAAUCAAACCACUCUCAUCCAAAGUCGAUGCUAUUCAGCGCAUCGCACCACCUUCUUCUUUGCGUCAACUUCGCCAAUUUUUAGGCAUAGUAAAUUUCUAUAGACGUUUCAUAGAUCGGUGUGCGGACAAGUUACCUUUAACACAAAUGCUAAAGGGCAAUUCCAAGAAGGACGCCCGUCUUACUCUUUCGGCUGAAGCACUGUCUGCCUUUGAGUUGGUUAAAAAGGAACUAGCUUCAGUCCCUAUUUUGGCACAUCCGGCUCCUAAUGCUCCACUUACUUUAUCUGUGGACGCAUCAGAGUCUGCAAUUGGCGCUGUUUUGCAGCACACCGUAGAGGGUGAGGUUAAACCUUUAGCUUUCUUUUCUUGUCAGCUAAAGCCAGCUGAACGCAGAUAUAGUACCUUUGAUCGAGAGUUACUAGCGAUCUAUCUGUCAGUUCGGCAUUUUCAACACCAGCUCGAGGGACGAGAGUUUGUGAUUUAUACUGAUCACAAGCCCCUUACUUUUGCAUUAUCUUCUAAAACGGAUAAACUCUCUCAUCGUGCUUUCCGUCACCUGGACUAUAUUUCUCAAUUUACAAGUGACAUUAGGCAUGUGCCAGGCACGGAAGGCUCUAUUCUUUGUGACGUUUCUACCGGUUCACCUAGACCAUUAGUACCUGAGAAACAUCAACGUUCCGUGUUUGAUGCUCUUCAUUCACUGUCACAUCCAGGUAUAUCUGCCACAGUAAAGCUUGUUACUGCUCGGUUCUUCUGGCCCAAUAUGCGACGAUCAAUUACCUCUUGGGCACGCUCUUGUUUGAGGUGCCAGAGUGCUAAAGUCCAUAGACACGUUCGUGCUCCACUUGGACAAUUUUCCUCUCCUGAAGCCCGUUUUCGCCAUAUCCACCUUGAUUUGGUUGGACCAUGGCCUGUGAGUCGCGGGUUCUCAUACAUUUUAACUUGUAUUGAUCGUUUUUCACGCUGGCCGGAAGCUAUUCCUAUAGUAGACAUGUCAGCUGAAACUGUUGCGAGGGCUUUCGUAUCUAAUUGGAUUUCGAGAUAUUUUUCUGCCCUUCCUCCUAUGGACCCUCGACACCAAAAUCCUCCUUCUAGUGUGCCAUCAGACCUUAAUUCUUGGACGCAUGUUUUUAUUCGUGAUGAUUCUGUCAAAGGACCUCUUGUUUCUCCUUAUAAAGGACCUUUUCGUGUGAUUUCUCGCACGCCGAAGGUAUUCAAACUUGAAAUUAACGGUCGUUCGGAGACCGUCUCCGUAGAUCGUCUUAAAAGGGCAUAUUUUGAGGUGUCCACAUCUUUUAAUGACCCCACUGCCACAACCAUCGUUGAACCUUCACAUGCACCUUUGACAACACCACUAUUUACACAUGCACCAUUAUCAACACCAACAUCGACAACACCACCUUCGUCGUCGCAGCCUGCCUCGAACAGACCUUAUGUUACGAGUUGCAGCAAACGAUUGCCAAGAGGUAACCGAAUAAAUCUAGCAUGUAAGCGUAAAGGUCGUCGGUCAGACCAUCGAAACCAGGCGAUUUACCCUCGUGCAGCUUCCCGUAUUUCCGCAGCUGUUAUCGGCUUCUUGCAACGCUCCGCCCCUGUUGCCGAGAGCCGCGGCAGUCUGUCGAGGAUUCAGGAAGAUGUCGGUGAGUAUAAUGAUAGAGAUGAAUAUGACAAUGACGAUAACUGUGAAGAUAGCAGCCAGGGUGAUACCAUCAGCAAGAAUGAUGAUCAUGACGAUGAUGAUCAUGAUGCCCAUCGCGAUGACGACGGCAGUCCUUUGUGGGGCAGUUUUGGCAAUGUUGUUGAACUAGUGUCAAUAAAAAAUCCUGAUCCCAUAUUGAGCAAGAGGAGGCAUAAACUAAGCUACCUUACUGUGGACCCUACGAAUUAUCCGCCUGGACCCUCCACCCCACCCUACCCACUAGAUACUAAUAUUAUGAGAUUCGGGAACCCUAAUCAAUUCAAUAAUAGCAACCCUGGUACCACCGCCUCUAGUAUUAGUAACCCUAGCACAUGUGACAGUGGUGACGCCCUCUUCCGACCCCUACCAGUAACGGUAACACCUCCAGUCAUGCUUCAAGGAUAA
This is a messenger RNA of Octopus sinensis (East Asian common octopus), 3684 nucleotides long. RefSeq lists its product as uncharacterized. Gene Ontology annotation, molecular function: nucleic acid binding. The coding region runs from base 1 to 3684 and encodes 1227 amino acids. Lineage: Eukaryota; Metazoa; Mollusca; Cephalopoda; Octopoda; Octopodidae. The record is from RefSeq and is a predicted model, not a curated record. The transcript is spliced from 9 exons.